Molecule: messenger RNA, 2667 nt
Organism: Clarias gariepinus (North African catfish)
Lineage: Eukaryota; Metazoa; Chordata; Actinopteri; Siluriformes; Clariidae
Gene: ppp1cc
Product: protein phosphatase 1, catalytic subunit, gamma isozyme
Exons: 7
Coding region: 203-1174 (323 amino acids)
Cellular component (GO): nucleus; cytoplasm
Molecular function (GO): protein serine/threonine phosphatase activity; methyltransferase activity; 2-oxoglutarate-dependent dioxygenase activity
Source: RefSeq, a predicted model, not a curated record
CACGUCUCUGUUCCCAAGCCCCAGUAUUCGCAGGCACGAGAAGAUAGAUUUAUCACAUGCAAAAAAGGAAGGGAAGAAGAAAUAUUAGUGGGACUAUCCAAAUGUUCUUGUAACUUGUUACUUCUAUCCCCAGGAUUUCUGGCGUUUAGGUGAAGUGUAGAAAAUUAAAGGAAAUAAUUUUUCUAUAGCUAGUUAGCAAGGCAUGGCCGACAUCGAUAAGCUGAACAUAGACAGCAUCAUACAGCGCUUACUUGAAGUGAGAGGGUCAAAGCCUGGUAAAAAUGUUCAGCUGCAGGAGAAUGAGAUUCGUGGUCUCUGUCUGAAAUCUCGUGAAAUCUUCCUUAGCCAGCCUAUUUUGCUGGAGUUGGAGGCCCCUCUAAAGAUCUGUGGUGACAUCCAUGGGCAGUACUAUGAUCUGCUGCGGCUCUUCGAAUAUGGUGGUUAUCCACCGGAAAGUAACUACCUGUUUCUUGGGGACUAUGUGGAUCGGGGCAAACAAUCACUUGAGACCAUUUGCCUCCUUCUAGCCUACAAAAUCAAAUAUCCUGAAAACUUCUUCCUGCUCAGGGGAAACCAUGAAUGCGCCUCAAUCAAUCGCAUCUAUGGCUUCUACGAUGAGUGCCGAAGGCGCUAUAACAUUAAACUGUGGAAGACAUUUACUGACUGCUUUAACUGCUUACCUAUUGCUGCCAUUGUGGAUGAGAAGAUCUUCUGUUGCCAUGGAGGUUUGUCUCCAGACCUGCAAUCCAUGGAACAAAUUCGACGAAUUAUGAGGCCCACAGAUGUUCCUGACCAGGGCCUGCUGUGUGACCUUCUGUGGUCUGAUCCGGAUAAAGAUGUGCUAGGCUGGGGCGAAAAUGACCGCGGCGUCUCCUUUACCUUUGGUGCUGAAGUGGUGGCCAAAUUUCUCCAUAAACAUGACUUGGACCUGAUCUGCAGGGCACACCAGGUCGUGGAGGAUGGCUAUGAAUUCUUUGCCAAGAGGCAGUUGGUGACACUGUUUUCUGCACCAAACUACUGUGGUGAGUUCGACAAUGCUGGGGCCAUGAUGAGCGUGGACGAGACCCUGAUGUGUUCUUUUCAGAUUUUGAAACCAGCAGAGAAGAAGAAGCCAAACUCGAGCCGUCCAGUGACUCCCCCGAGGAACAUGGUCACGAAGCAGGCAAAGAAAUAAGACCAGCUACCAUUGCACUGGCUAUUUUUGGACAGUUUGCUGACUAUUAUGCUUCUUAAAUUUUUCAGUUACAGAGUUUUGCUCUUGCAUAGUGGUUGUAUGGAAUCCCUUAAAACUGUUGACAGUGUAGACUUUUUUUUUGUGUGUUUCUUCUCAUUUUUCCUCUCUAUUUUUAUAUUCCAUCUACUUUCCAACAUCGGAUAAGGGGGAAAAAAUAAAUCCCAACUGAAAGCCUUGAAAACUUAUAGAUGCACAUUUGUUAUUGCAGUUUUUGAUUUUAUCAUUUUGAUUUUAUAUAUGCAUAGUGGCAAAGCAUUCACACUCUUUUGACACCAGUUAAUGCAGGGAAUUUUCUAUAAUUUUUUGUUUGGCUCCCCAUGUACUCACUUAAUCCACUGUGAACAAAAAAUAUAUAUUCACUGUAUGAAUGAAAACAGUACAUGUCUGAAGUAAGAUUUCACAAUAGUUUUUGUUUGACUGUGCCAGAUUUGCUGUUCUAUCCAAUUGUAUUUUAAUAAAUGUUUUUGGUUUAUCAUGUUUUUGUUAGUCUUAAUGAAAACCAUAAAAUUAUUUAUGCGAAAUAAUUUUUUUGCAUUAUGUUAAAAGCUGAACAGAUCUAGCUGGGACAUGUAUAAUGAAACAGCUUAAAUCCAAACUCUACAUGUAUCGCAGUUUUUAUUUCCUUCAUUUAAUUUUUUUUUAUUUUACCAAGAUGCCUUCUUCGCUUUUUCCUUCACAAUUUAAGAUUUGGAAGCUGUUGCAUCAGGUAUGAGCAUGUCUAAAUAUACACUGCCUGGCCAAAAAAAAAGUCAACAUUUCGGAAAUGUCACAUUAUUGGCCUGCAUCAAGCAAAGAAAACAACAGAGGAUAUUUGAUAUUAGGUGUGUUGGGUUGAGAACUAUCCAAUGCAUUAAUAAAACUUAGUGGAAGAAAUAUGGCCAGAGACAAUGUUAUGGGGUUGCAUCAGGAUCUAGGCUCAGCAAUAAUGUGGCAAUAAAAUAGUCAGAUGACUAAAUAGCCAGGUUAUUCCAUCAAUGCACUAAAUGACCAGAUUAUUCAAUCAAUGUAUUUUAUUCUUCUCUGAUGGCAUGUGCACAUUCAUCCUGAAAAUUUUAUUUGUGAGUAAUUUGUCCUUAAAUUGAAAGCGUGAUUCUUGGAGCAUGGAGAACUUGCCACCACAUUGGCAUCAUAAUCAUAGCUAAAGUUGGUGCAAUGAAAUAUCAGCGUGUGACUAGUUUUUAAAAAUUUAUUCAAUUUUGGCUCGGCAGUGUAGUUUUCUCAUGGGGACAUUGUUGUUUGCGUUCUCACUCAGGGCAUGGAUGCUUUUGGCAUGUCUCUAAAUGAUGUAGCUUAAUACCAUGUACCACAAGUUUGUUUUAAAAAAUAUUUUGUCUCCCAAACCAGCUAACUUGUACAAAAAAAUUGUCCUGGCAAUAACUAUAUUUUCCCCAUCAUAAACAAUUGUAAUAACUAAUUUAAUAAAAUAUAAUACU